This is a messenger RNA of Lodderomyces beijingensis, 1167 nucleotides long. NCBI's taxonomy places the organism in Eukaryota, Fungi, Ascomycota, Pichiomycetes, Serinales, Debaryomycetaceae. The record is from the annotation of a GenBank genome assembly.
AUGUUCAAUUGGAAAGUCGAAAGUGAGAUCUACCGCCAUUUUUACCACAAGAUGAGCGGCGACAACAAACCGUCCAAGCGCCCGCUCUUCUUUACUCGAUCCUCGGUGGCUAAUUCCAAUACCAAGGCCAACACGGCGCCUAAUACUCCCCAACCGAGCUAUAAGGCGGCUAUUUCGUUACCGCCACACCAGUUUACGAGUCCUAUUAGACCGAGCCAUCCACAACCACCACACCCCUAUCCGAGAGCUCAAAACGAUGUCGCACAAGCACAGCAAGUGCAAGGCGAUUCGUCGCCUAAUUAUCAUUACAGCUAUCCUCAUUUAUUGCGAGAAGUGGAUGCCCCUCAGCGCGUCAUCCCCAUUUCGAGACCGGUGUGGGCUGCACAACACCAGCAGAAUAACACGAGCACAGCAGCAGCUACAGACGCGGCUAUCCUGGGACGCCAGUUGCUCCAGGCUCAGAACUUGCUAGAUCAAACCCCUAGAAGACUUCCCGAUGCCAAUGCGGGUGUCGGGGAUGUCAUGGGCGAUGGGAUGGCUGUUGGCGUUGGCGUGGGUGUGGCGGAAGGUGAAGGCGAUGGCGACGACGAAGACGACGACGAGGAAGGCGACGAGUUGACUCCCUGGCUAGUGCAUCUGACGCCGCAAUCUCUCCACCCACCAGCUGCUGCUGCGGCUCACAACAACGCGAGACCUCCACAGCAGCAGGAUCUAGACGUCUACAACAUUUUAAACCCUAGAAAAGCCUCCAAUAUGGGCUAUAAGGAGAAGAUCGUCAGUUGGCUAAGCACCGUCCCGCAUGUGAAAGACGAGGAGAAUAACGAGUAUUACGUCGACUGUUACCCGGGCAUCGUUUCCGACACCCUGAAUUCCAACAUUUCCGCCUCCUCAAAUGAGAUUUGCCGCACGAGCAACAACAAGGAGAUUGACUUGGCCGACGUGGAGGACUUGCUCGAGUUGCAGGCGCAGAAGGUCACGAGGUACGUCAUGAGGUUGUAUGCUAAUGAAUUGGAUAGCAAGGAUUCGCCUAGUGACGACGAGGCCCUGUUUAGGAAAGUUGGCGGUGGAGGAGCUGGCGGAGCAGGUCUUCGUGGUGGAGGUAAAGUCAAGGCCAAAGAGGGUAAAGCUGGAGUCUACCCCGUCGCCGAGUCGACUCGCAUUGGGUAA